UAACAAAUAAGAAAAAAAUUUCCAUUUGUUAUUACACAUAUUUGCUUUGCUCCGUGUAUAUCUCAAGCUGAUUUGUAUUUAAUUUGAAACACCCUGUGUUCAUUUAGAAUCCAGAGAUGUGUAGGUAAAUAUUUAUUUAUAUUUACAAUUUUUUGUUGUGUCGCAUCUUAUUGUGAAACAUGGGUAAAAAAGUGCAUAUUUCUUUAUUAAAAGUGUAAAAAAGUCUCUCCAUUUUUAUCUAUAGAACCUAUUCAAGAUGUGAAAUAUAUUCCACAUAAAUCAAAGGCUGAGGAUAAAAGUUCAGUGUGGUAUUAUUUUCUGGUUUCUGCUUGUGGAGGACCGACAGCACAGUGCAAAAGCUGCAAUAAAGUAUUAAAGACUUGUUUUGGUUCUACUAAAGGACUCUUAACGCAUUUAAAAUACCACAAAAUCGAGUUGGAAAGAAAGCCAGGCAAACCGCCCCAAAAGAAAUCCGCCAAAAUAGCUCCGCUUAAGCCAAAGUAUGAAAUAAUUAAUGGAAAAAUAGCUCCUCCAAGCCCCACUCGAAGUAACAAUUCCUCAAUGGCUUUCGAGGGUGACAUAAGUAACCUAUACGAACGACAAAUAGAGUUUGUCGAUGGAUAUUUAAUGGACAAUCCAUUUGUACAUGAAGAUAUUGAUCAAAAUUUUGAACAAAAGCCGCCGAAGAUGGCGAAACGUGAAGAUUCUUAUCAAAGAAACCGAAAUUUAGAAGAUCUUAGAACCCGCGUUGAAAUUCAAUGUAUGCGAGCAAAAACAGCGUAUUUUAAAAAACAAAUGGAAAAUCUUGAUAUCGAACGAUCCGUUAUGUUAUUAAAAGCGAAAAAGUUGGAGUUAGAAGUAGAACAAUUACGGAAAGAAGCCCAAGAAGGUACAUUGCGAAUUGGGCCAAAAUGAUUCCGAACCAUUAGUCAUAUAAAAAUAUAUUAUAUAUGCAUUAUGAAAUUUAUAUUUUGUAAACUAGUACCAACUAACUUUAAUUUAAAUUCGUAAAUUAAGUACAAAAUUGGCAAUGAAAUAUUUUUUUCAACCAGCAUACACUUCACAGCUAAUUAUAAACUCCAUUAUUAAACACUUUGAAGUUGAUUAGUCGGUAGGUUGAGACUUAAAAGUAAAUAUUUAAUAGGUACAUUUUUACCUAUAAUGUCAAUUUAACAUAAAUUUAGUUAUUUCGUUUAUAAUUAUAAUAAUAAACAACUUUUCAAAGUGCUAUAUUCAUAUACAUAUAUUUAAAUACGUAUGGUAUGUAUAUGUACAUAUGCAAUUAACAUAAAUGCGUGGCCAGGACGAUGUUGAAACUUAUUGGUUUGCUGGUGCGAUUGCCAAUACUACUGCACAAAUCAUAACGCAUCCAAUUGAUUUGGUACGAAUGUUGGUUCAGUCAAAUACUAAAAAAGUAUCUUCACGUGAUAUUGUUAAAGAAAUUUUGGAAAAACAAGGAAUUUUGGGUUUCACAUUUAGCUUGCGAAAUGCCACUCAAAGGCAAAUUGUCUAUUCAAUAAUGCGGUUCGGUCUCUACGAAAUGGGAAAACGUGCAGAAAAUUCGGAAUAUUUCUUUCAUAAAGCCGUAGUAGCUGCAGAAAGCGGGCUGGUCGCGGGCUUUUUAUGUACCCCUUUCGAGAAAAUGAAUGUGCGCAUGUGUACAGAUAUCAUAAAACCGCCGGAUAAAAGCCGAAGGUAUUCAUCAGUUUUUAAUGGAGUCAUAAGUUUGUAUAAAGAGGGUGGAUUAUAUAAAGUGUACAGAUGCGCCUUUAUCUCCUCAGUUCGCGGAAUGCUUAUGUCUAUGGGGCAGUUGGCGGUUUAUGAUGAGCUCAGAGAAGUAUUUUUCAAGACGGAGCGAUUUAAGGAAAACUGGCAUUCGUGCUUCAUGGCUUCACUGAUAGCGGGUGGUGUCACCACAAUUAUAAUAACACCCGUCGAAGUGGUUAAACUAAUAUUUAUGGAUGCAAACAGAUAUCAAUAUCGAAGUAGUUUGGAUGUAAUGCGUAUGCUGGUACAAGACCACGGCUAUAGGGGGUUUUAUCGUGGAAUAUUUGUUUCAUUUCUGCGCAUUGUGCCGUCUACUUUGCUAACUUAUUUACUUUAUGAGUGGAUAUGCCUGGAAUUCAAUUUAAACGAUUGAGCACCUAAUCAAUUGUAAACAGAUUUAUCCUUUAUCGUGCAUGUAUUAGAAUUAUGUAGAUAUUGUUUUUUUGAAAACUGGACCAUCGGGUCUACGUAACCGGAACGGA
Bactrocera oleae (olive fruit fly) is the source of this 2249-nucleotide messenger RNA. RefSeq names its product mitochondrial dicarboxylate carrier-like. Gene Ontology annotation, molecular function: oxaloacetate transmembrane transporter activity; antiporter activity; sulfate transmembrane transporter activity. The record is from RefSeq and is a predicted model, not a curated record. NCBI's taxonomy places the organism in Eukaryota, Metazoa, Arthropoda, Insecta, Diptera, Tephritidae. Gene Ontology annotation, biological process: malate transmembrane transport; thiosulfate transport; phosphate ion transmembrane transport.